This is a messenger RNA of Colius striatus (speckled mousebird), 1365 nucleotides long. RefSeq lists its product as uncharacterized. Lineage: Eukaryota; Metazoa; Chordata; Aves; Coliiformes; Coliidae. Bases 1 to 1023 code for a protein of 340 amino acids. The transcript is spliced from 4 exons. The record is from RefSeq and is a predicted model, not a curated record.
AUGGGCGAAUCUGAGAGCUUUUAUGCAAAUAUAAUCAAUAUGAACAAUGGAUCUGAAACAGCACAAACCCAGGCAAAGAAAGGGAAUAACCCCGUGGUUUGCGAAGGGCUUUCGGGCUCUGCCCGUGAGCAAGAGCCCGGCUGCGGAGCGCGGGCGGCCGCCCCGCACCAGCCCCAGGCAGGCCCGCAGCUCCAAGUCGAAGCAAGUGCCACAACUUGUCGCCGGGUCGGUGGCUGUGCCGGGGCUUCCCAGCACGCUGCGGUGGAGCCCGAAGCCCCACGGGUGUGUGUGUACAUGUGUGCGGGGGGGGGUUCGGCUCUGCACUCGCUGUCCGGGAGCGGCGGCGGCAGGGCAGCGAUGGGGGGGUGCGGGGGUGUCGGUCGGGCAGCGCGGCGAGAGCGGGCGCCCCCCAGCCGUGCCCGCGCCCCGGUGCUGCAUGGCGCUGCUCAGCCUGCCUUGCAGAGGGAGCUCGAGUCCCGCUCUGCGCCUCGCAGCGCCUCUCACUCCGCAGCACACGCCAGCGCAGCGAGGCGGCGGCCGGCGGCAGCGGGACACGCAGCCGCCGCCGCCGCCAUCGCCCUGCGGUCAGCGGCCGGACAGACGGGCCCAGCGGAGGCCCCGGGGCAGCGGGAGCCGGGCCGAGCUCUGCAGAGGUCUGGAAGCAAGAGUCGUUUUGUCCUGCCCUGCAGCUCCCUGCCUGCCCUGACAGAAGGCUGCUUUCCUGCUCCCAUCCCUCUACAGCCAAGGUGCAGCUUACCUCAGAAGGUGCUCUCGUGCUGCAGGCAUGGGGCUAGGCUUUGGCAGGGCAAGGAGGACACCCACAGAGCUGUAUGUGCCAGCUGGGACCCACCACCCCCAUCUCUCGCUGCCUGCAGCGUGAUGCGGUGCUUUGGGAGCAGCACCGUGCUUUGUGCCCCCCAAGGGAGGUGGAAGAAGGCUAAAGUGAGCAGUGAACACGACAAUGAAUACCCCAUGAGACCCUCCCCACAGCUCCUGCCUCCAGCCUGCUGUGCUGACCCCUGAGCAGCAGGGCCCCAAAGAAACAGCCACGCAGCCACCCCAUCACUCAGUAAAGGUCUGGCUUUAUUUCUGGUUUAAAAUCAAAAUUAGUCAUUCUCUGUAAUUACAUUAUAUAUAGAUUUAUAGAGACAUUAUAGAAAAAAGAAGGUUUUUGCCUUUGUUUUUCUGCAAAACAAACAAACAUGUAAAUAAAAAAUAAACCAACCCCACGAAAGGUGGCAGCUUCUGUCCAUCCGGCCCCUCUGAGGCUGCUCCUGCCCCUGCCCCCCACGGCACGGCCCCACGGGGCGGGGAAAGGCUGUGGGCUGGGGCCGCGUCGCACCAGCGCUCCCCUGCAGCCCCAGC